AUGGGCAACAAAGGUGAUAAGGAUGUCGAUAACGAAUAUAAUGUUAAUGAGGAUGUGGGAAAUGAGAAUGAGGUUGGUGAGGAAAGGGGGAUUAAUGAAGAUAAUGUCGAUGAAUAUGAGGUUGAUAGAGAACAGGUUAAUAUGGAAGACAAUCAUGAAGAGCCACCAAAUAAGGAAGCUCAAGAAUUUUAUGAUCUGCUAACUUUUGCAAACCAACCAUUAUAUGAGGGUGCUUCUGAAUCAAAACUUUCAGUAUGUGUGAAGCUUAUGGCUUGCAAAACAAAUUGGAAUGUACCUCAAAAAUGUAUUGAUUUCUUUGCAAACAUGCUUCUAGAAGUGUGCCCUUCAAAGGAUUCAUUGCCAAAAAAAUUCUACCAAGUAAAAAAGUUGGUGUCCAUGCUUGGUUUGAAGUCUCAGAAAAUUGAUUAUUGUGUGAAUGGGUGCAUGUUGUACUACAAAGAUACGAUUGCAGAUCGAGAGUGUAGGUUUUGCCAUGAACCACGAUAUGUUCCUCGUAAGCCUGGGAUGGGUAAUUACAAUGACGUUCUGGUUAAGAGAAUGCACUACUUGCCAAUCACUCCAAGGUUAAAAAGAUUGUAUGCCUCAAUAGAAACUGCAAAAGAUAUGAGAUGGCAUCAUCAUAAUAAUUCAAGUUCAUGUGUUUUACGUCAUCCAUCUGAUGGUAAAUCUUGGAAGAAUUUUGAUGAGAUGCAUCCGGACUUUGCGAAUGAACCAAGAAAUGUGAGGCUAGGUUUAUGUUCUGAUGGUUUUACACCAUACAUUCAGGCAUCUUCAUCCCCAUAUUCUUGUUGGGCCUGUGAUUGUGACACCAUAUAA
Messenger RNA from Lathyrus sativus (Indian pea), 837 nucleotides. Lineage: Eukaryota; Viridiplantae; Streptophyta; Magnoliopsida; Fabales; Fabaceae. The record is from the annotation of a GenBank genome assembly.